GGCUAGGCUGGAGACUCGCCCCAGCAGUCUCGGGGCGGCGGCAGCGUGUGGCCAUCCCCGGGCGGAGCGGCCAGGGGCAGGAUGGUGGAUCGGGAGUUCAACAAGACAUUGCUACUAGAGCUGCUGAGAGCAGCCGGGACAGGGAACUCCCAGUGCGCAGACUGCGGGACACCCGAUCCUGAGUGGGCCUCUUAUAAGCUUGGAAUAUUCAUUUGUUUGAGUUGCUCCGGGAUUCAUCGCAACCUUCCUGAAAUCAGCAGGGUCAAAUCCAUCCGCCUUGACUUCUGGGAGAAUGAUCUAGUAGAGUUUAUGAAGAUGCAUGGGAAUCUCUGGGCCAAGGCUAAAUAUGAGGCAAAAGUCCCACCUUUCUAUUACAUCCCCUAUUCCAAGGACUGCCUGGUUUUAAAAGAACAAGGGAUCAGAGCUAAAUACGAGCGGGAAGAGUUUGUUGCCACCAGUGUCUGCCAUGAAACAGGUUCCUCAGCGUCUGCAGGCAGCCGUGAAGGAUUUCUGUGGAAGCGCGGGCGGGACAGCAGGCAGUUCCUGAAGAGGCAGUUCCUCUUGUCGGCAAGGGAAGGUGUGCUGAAGUACUACACCAAAGAGUCUAAAGGGCCGAAAGCUGUGAUCAGCAUAAAGGAUCUGAACGCAAUGUUCCAGACGGAGAAAAUCAGAAACCCUCAUGGGCUGCAGAUCACCUACAGCAAAGAAGGUCAGACAAGGAACCUCUUUGUCUAUCAUGAAAGUGGAAAGGAAAUUGUUGACUGGUUCAAUGCCAUUCGGGCAGCGCGUUUCCAUUACCUUAGAACCGCCUUCCCCACCGCUCCUGAGGCCGAGCUCAUACCCAGGAUUACAAGGAAUUAUUUCAAAGAAGGCUAUAUGGAGAAAACAGGGCCAAAGCACCAGGCCUUUAAGAAGCGCUGGUUCAGCCUGGACUCCUAGGAGAGGAACCUGCUUUACUUUAAAGACCCGUUGGAUGCCUUUGAACUGGGACGAGUUUUUAUUGGAAGCAAAGAGCAGGGAUAUGAGGUCCAGGCUGGCUUGCCCAGAGGAGUCAGGGGGAAGAGGUGGAAAGUUGGGCUCACCAUAGUCACGCCACACAGGAAGUUUGUGUUUGUGUGUGAAAAUGACAGGGAGCAGAAGGAGUGGAUAGCGGCUUUGAAUGAAGUCAUCUCCCAGCCUGUGGCAGCCUAGGACUAGUGCAGAGGCCACUCUCGGGCUGCGCUGACCACCAGACCAGAUGACUUGGGCACAUGGGUUGAGGUGGGAAGAUAAACUCAGAGACACUUUACCAGCUGACAACUGUUUUUGCCUUUGUCUUCUGUCCUGGAAAGAGGGGAGCGCGGGAUUGCAUUUCCAGGGCUCAUUCCAGUCCAGCCUACAAGGGCCAUGGUGAUCGGUGGGAUGUGGUCACCUGAGCAGUAGGAAGCAGACGGAGAUAACCACACUCAAUUCAUGGGACUGUCAGCCGCUGUUAUGUCCUGACAUGGACUGCACUGGAGCCAACGACCAGGAGAAGAGAGCGCCCCAUCCCAGUGUUAAGGCCUACAGGGGGAUUUUCAAAAGGGCUUAGCACUGGCCAAACUCUGCUCCCACUGAAAUCAGUGUGUCAUGACCCACGGCUCUCAAACGUGGGCCCACAAGGUUCAUGGAAGCAGCCACGCUCCAGCUUUCCACCCAGCAGCCAGCUGGCAGCAGGUUACCUGAGACCCAGGAACCUCAGCCCCAGUGUAAGGCCCCGCUCCUGAAGUCCAAAUGGCAGAGUCCCAGGGCAACUGAUUGGCCCGUUGGCCCUACUGAAGCCAGCAGCAGGAACAGGAAGCUGUCUGAACAACUGGGCUCUACCCUGUUCUUGAUCUCCUGGCAUCUGACUCACAGUUCCCGACAUCCAGUUUGUCUCCUGCCUCUGAUCCCCUGGUAUCCAGACCCAGCCUGACUCUGGUUCCCAGCUUGUGGCUUGCGGCUGACCUCCUGGUAGUCUGACUCCUGUCUCGUAGCCGUGGACUUGGCUCUAUUAGGUCUGGCUGCCCACAACCCAGCUGUGGCCUAGUGGGAGUUUUACCAUUGACUCCAGCGGGGGCAGUGUUAUACCACUGCUGAGCCCUCAGCCUGUGGAUGAGGGGCUGUGCACCCUAACUCCUGUUGGCUUCAGCAGGUUCUCGGAACCUCCCAGGAUGCGUCCCACGGGUUCGAAUGAAAGGAUUGCCUCCUUUUUUUAUAAGAGGG
This is a messenger RNA of Malaclemys terrapin pileata, 2223 nucleotides long. It is a transcript of the gene ADAP2, whose product is annotated as ArfGAP with dual PH domains 2. The transcript has 11 exons. Gene Ontology annotation, biological process: positive regulation of GTPase activity. The record is from RefSeq and is a predicted model, not a curated record. Gene Ontology annotation, molecular function: phosphatidylinositol bisphosphate binding; GTPase activator activity. NCBI's taxonomy places the organism in Eukaryota, Metazoa, Chordata, Testudines, Emydidae. Gene Ontology annotation, cellular component: plasma membrane; intracellular membrane-bounded organelle.